AUGUCUGGCAUUGAAGUUAUAGAAUCGAAAGUGGUACCAAAGUUACCCAUCGUACUGGAAAGUAAAGAAAAUGGAACAGAAGAAACAGUGGUUAUAGUGGAGGAGGCUAGCUCUCCCAAAACUUUAACGAAUUACCAAAAACAUUUUAAAAUUAUUAAAUUUAUAUUAAAUAGUGUCUCCGGUAAAGAUAAAAUUGUUAAACUACUUAAAUGUAUACUUGAAAUUUUACGAAGUUUUAAACUCAUUAAUGGUCCCUUUUUCCAAGCUGUUGCAUUCCAACUGAAUUUAUUUAGAUAUUUAUUAAGAUUUGGUUACACACCAAUUAGGCUCGUCGAACUGUUUCAAAAUUUGAAAGAUAAACAGUUAAUCUACAAUGAAAAUUUUCUACAGAAGGUUAUUGAUCUAUAUUAUGGUAUCUUCGAUGAAUUGGACUUAUUGAACAAAUUGAAGAUAAUAAGAUGCAGUCCACGACUCGCCCACUGGAUUGAUAAACAUGAAACUAUCUCAUGGGAAAUGGAUAUCUUACUAAAUUUGAAACAAGACUUACAAAGAUAUGAUAAUCACAGCAAUAUAUUGUUAAAACUCGAUAUCUUAAGAUUGGUCUGCGAGCUUGUCACAAACACUUUCCCGACAAAUGGCACCUUCUAUACAAAGAAAAGUGGUCUCAUUCUUUCUCUAAUCUCGAGCAUUAGUGGAUUAUCUAAAUUCUACAUACAAACAUAUAAAGAUAUAUAA
Molecule: messenger RNA, 735 nt
Organism: Kazachstania africana CBS 2517
Lineage: Eukaryota; Fungi; Ascomycota; Saccharomycetes; Saccharomycetales; Saccharomycetaceae
Gene: PEX25
Product: Pex25p
Exons: 1
Coding region: 1-735 (244 amino acids)
Biological process (GO): peroxisome fission
Cellular component (GO): peroxisomal membrane
Source: RefSeq, a predicted model, not a curated record